Molecule: messenger RNA, 7756 nt
Organism: Coregonus sp. 'balchen'
Lineage: Eukaryota; Metazoa; Chordata; Actinopteri; Salmoniformes; Salmonidae
Source: the annotation of a GenBank genome assembly
AUGUGUCAGGUGUUUCUCCACUACCGAGAACCACCCUGGUGGUAUUUGAGAUACAGUCGGGAAGGGCUGUGCCUCGCCUGCGGGAUCCCCGCCACCUCUAUGGUGUGUCUGGACAUGUGUCCCAAACACUCCGACGCUUGCCUUACGAGUGUGAGGUCAUCCCGGGGGGAAUACAGAAUAUUUGUGAGCCGGUUUCCUAUUUCAUGUUCUCUUCUCAAGCUUUUUAGUUCAGGAGUAGACUUAAUGAAAGCUAGACUUUAUACCGGAGAGCAUUUUAUGUCUGGAGGAAGCCCUUUUGGCUUUCCUGUGUUCCCGGGGUGGACUCCUCCCUCCCCAGAGCCCCUGUGCCCUCAGAUGAACACCAAUGAGCGACUUAGUCUGAGGAGGAGGACAUAAUUGUCUACAAUACACAGGUAAUAGAAAAUGUCAAUCACUGAGCUGCUCUCGCCUGGCAUAUAUACAGCAUACAGGAUGUUUUUAAUAUGAUGGACUGCUUUCACGGACCCAGAUUAAACCUAGUCCUGGACUAAAAUGCACUUUCAAUUGCGAUUCUCCAGCGAGCAGGAUUUUAAGUCCAGGAUGAGGCUUACUCUGUUUCCACUAGGGAAGGGGUUCUCAAAGUGGGGUCUGCAGACCUCUGGGGCCAGAUUUCAAAAUACAUUAUAAUUAUUUAUUGUUUACAUAAUAUUUUUUACAUUAAUUUUACUAACAACAACAGAUUAAGCAAGUUUUGGCCAAGGGAUACUUGAAACAAGUUUAAAGGGUGUAAUACAAUACAAUACAAUGUAAUAUGAUUAAUCUACAAUUUAAGUUCUUAACCCUGGGCAGGCUGUCACGUUGUAUAAUGAUUAGAAGACAGGCGCAGGAAUACGUAUUAGGGAUUUUAUUUCCUCCACCCAACACAAGGUACGUCAUACAAAAUGACGGGGACGAAGCCCAAAACAAACACGUAUAUAUAUAUAUCACAGGGAUGUAACCCAAACAAAAGAGUGAGGUGUAAACCUCUAAACAAUACACGGGACGAGACCCGUAAUAACAAGAGCACAAUCCACGGUACUCACGAGACAAACGGACAUGGGACAAUAAUCGACAAGGACAAUGGGGAACAGAGGGCACAUAUACAGUGGGGUGAACAAGUAUUUGAUACACUGCCGAUUUUGCAGGUUUUCCUACUUACAAAGCAUGUAGAGGUCUGUAAUUUUUAUCAUAGGUACACUUCAACUAUGAGAGACGGAAUCUAAAACAAACAAAAAUCCAGAAAAUCACAUUGUAUGAUUUUUAAGUAAUUAAUUUGCAUUUUAUUGCAUGACGUACUGUAAGUAUUUGAUCACCUACCAACAAGUAAGAAUUCCGGCUCUCACAGACCUGUUAGUUUUUCUUUAAGAAGCCCUCCUGUUCUCCACUCAUUACCUGUAUUAACUGCACCUGUUUGAACUCGUUACCUGUAUAAAAGACACCUGUCCACACACUCAAUCAAGCAGACUCCAAACUCUCUACAAUGGCCAAGACCAGAGAGCUGUGUAAGGACAUCAGGGAUAAAAUUGUAGACCUGCACAAGGCUGGGAUGGGCUAUAGGACAAUAGGCAAGCAGCUUGGUGAGAAGGCAACAACUGUUGGUGCAAUUAUUAGAAAAUGGAAGAAGUUCAAGAUGACGGUCAAUCACCCUCGGUCUGGGGCUCCAUGCAAGAUCUCACCUCGUGGGGCAUCAAUGAUCAUGAGGAAGGUGAGGGAUCAGCCCAGAACUACACGGCAGGACCUGGUCAAUGACCUGAAGAGAGCUGGGACCACAGUCUCAAAGAAAACCAUUAGUAACACACUACGCCGUCAUGGAUUAAAAUCCUGCAGCGCACGCAAGGUCCCCCUGCUCAAGCCAGCGCAUGUCCAGGCCCGUCUGAAGUUUGCCAAUUACCAUCUGGAUGAUCCAGAGGAGGAAUGGGAGAAGGUCAUGUGGUCUGAUGAGACAAAAAUAGAGCUUUUUGGUCUAAAUUCCACUCGCCGUGUUUGGAGGAAGAAGAAAGAUGAGUACAACCCCAAGAACACCAUCCCAACCGUGAAGCAUGGAGGUGGAAACAUCAUUCUUUGGGGAUGCUUUUCUGCAAAGGGGACAGGAUGACUGCACCGUAUUGAGGGGAGGAUGGAUGGGGCCAUGUAUCGCGAGAUCUUGGCCAACAACCUCCUUCCCUCAGUAAGAGCAUUGAAGAUAGGUCAUGGCUGGGUCUUCCAGCAUGACAACGACCCGAAACACACAGCCAGGGCAACUAAGUAGUGGCUCCGUAAGAAGCAUCUCAAGGUCCUGGAGUGGCCUAGCCAGUCUCCAGACCUGAACCCAAUAGAAAAUAUUUGGAGGGAGCUGAAAGCCCGUAUUGCCCAGCGACAGCCCCGAAACCUGAAGGAACUGGAGAAGGUCUGUAUGGAGGAGUGGGCCAAAAUCCCUGCUGCAGUGUGUGCAAACCUGGUCAAGACCUACAGGAAACGUAUGAUCUCUGUAAUUGCAAACAAAGGUUUCUGUACCAAAUAUUAAGUUCUGCUUUUCUGAUGUAUCAAAUACUUAUGUCAUGCAAUAAAAUGCAAGUUAAUUACUUAAAAAUCAUACAAUGUGAUUUAUUGGAUUUUUGUUUUAGAUUCCGUCUCUCACUGUUGAAGUUUACCUAUGAUAAAAAUUACAGACCUCUACAUGCUUUGUAAGUAGGAAAACCUGAAAAAUUGGCAGUGUAUCAAAUACUUGCUCUCCCCACUGUAUACAUAUACUAAUCAGGGAGGAUGGGAACCAGGUGUGCAUAAUGAGACAAGACAGUCUGGGGUUGGUGGUAAUGAUCCAGGUCAGUGAUGCCUAGAAGACCGGUGACAUAGACCUCUGGAGCUGGUGAACGGAAUGAGCAGCAGUACCGGGGGGAUCCUGACACAGGCUCACAGAGAUAUUGGUAUCCACAAUACUCCACCAAUUAUCAAAUGUUCAACUCAAUAAUUAUUCUAUUCUAUUCCAAAAUGUAUUUUUUUUAAACAUAAAUGCACUGUAAUUUAAGCUUUAAAACUACAAAGUUUUCUCUCUGCCUCAUGACAAAAUGUGUAGAAUUGCAGGAAUUUAGCUUGAAAACUGCAACAUUUUCUCUCCGAUGCCAAGAGGUGGGCCUUUAAAAUGCUCCUUCACAGGGCCUGAGACUUGGUUCAUCCGGCCAUGCUCUGCCGAAGUCAUAGUAAAACUCCUUUUAUGACACUCGAGUUGUGUUCUGAUUAUAAGGGGGUCCCUGAUAAAUUUGCUAUCACAAAAGGGGUCCACGGCCCCAAAAGUUUGAGAACCCCUGCACUAAGGAACCAGCCCAAAAUAUCCGUCGUUCUGCCCUGACCCCUGCUGCUGUGUCUCUCUCUGGGCCUGAUGACACCACUCUGCUGUUCGAGGGACGCUUCGAGAGUGGCGACCUGCUGAAAGCAACAAGAGUGUGAGUACAGAACAUCCAUAAGUAUUGUCAACCCUCUCACACUGUCAUUCAAAGUUCUGAGUGAUUGACAAUUUCCAUUCUGUGUUGUGUGAUUUCAUUUCAAUCCUCUAAUAUUGUCACUCAUCCUAGUCAUGAGUGAAUGAAUGCCCACAGCCAUUUACAUUCUGUCUAAUCUUAUUUAAUUUAAUUUCAGUGGUGAAUUUGAUUACGAGCUCUCUCUGCGCACCGACCUGUACAAGGAGAAGCACACUCAGGGGUUCCACUUCCAGGUGAGGAACACCCGUGCGGGGGUGCGUUAACUGCUGAAGAUAGGUUGUUAUUGCCAUUUUUACUGUGACUCUUUUCCCUCUCCAUCUUUUUUUACAUUUUUUUGUGUUUUGCCAGAUUUUCAUGUGAUAUAGCCAACAUUUUUAAAUACAUGUUGAUUUGAUUUGAUUUGAUAGUGACCAGCCUGUGUGAGGAGGGGCAGCUGCCCCUGCUCUACUCUGAGGAGAUUGCCCGGGUCCAGGGUGUAGGCUGGCAUCGGGUGGGUCAACAGGCCUCCUUCCAAUGUAAUGUGCACCAGCACACCAACCAGCCCUGCUACUCCCUCUCCUGGACCUUCUGCUUCCCUUACUACCAAGUCCUUACUACCAAGUAAAGAAAAUGAUUGAAUGUGCUUCAACACUCCAGCACCAAAAGGCCAGCACUCACUUGAUUAUAUGUUACAAAUGAAGCUUUGUCUAAAGGCCCAAUGCAGACAAAAAUGAGAUUUUCCUGUGUUUGAAAUAUAUUUCCACACUAUGAGGUUGGAAUAAUACUGUGGAAUUGUGAACAGUGUAAGAGCUCUUUGAAAAGACUGCCUGAAAUUUCAGCCUGUAUGGGAUGGAGUUUUGGCCUGCCUGGUAACAUCACCAGGAGGUACAGUAUAUUAGUUAACAGACCAAUAAGAAAGAGAGUUCCAAACCUCUGUUAGGCCUACUGCUGCUAGGUAGCUCUCUCUCUGCUCUUCCCCUCCCCUCUGUCUGUCCUUGAUUGCAGGAGUGAAGUCUGGUGUGCGGGAGUCAGGGUUCCAGCUGCAGCAUUCACCAUAAUCACCUCAGCCUUUAAGACCCGGUCAAACUUGCCACUCAUCGUCAGAUCAUAGUCAAGACGACCAUGUUAGUUUCGCUGUUGACUCAACCUGCUUGUUUUCGCCCUUUGUGUUUUUGGCCUGUUCUAGUUACUUUUCUCCUGUGCCACAGAUUAUUGGAACCUGACUCCUGCCUCCGCUUCACUCCUGCCACCACCAUCCUGCUUUCCACUACCGGACCUCCCUUUUGGACUCACCACGGACACUAGGACAUUACGGUACCACACCUGCUCUGAACCUGGAUCUGUUACCCUCCCUGUAAACCUGGACUUGCUCUUCCCCUAUUAUUGGAAACCUGGACAAAUUGAACUUUGUAAAUAAACCUGUUAAACCUUCUCUGGCUCGGUGUAGUUGUCUGCAUUUGGGUUCAAAUCCAGUUAAAUCAUGACAACCUCUCUGCCAAUAACUGCUAGUUUUCAGUUUUCCACUCCCCACUCAGACCACUCCCAGACAGUCCUAGCAAAAUUCUUGCUUGAGAAAUUGUUCUUUGCUAAGAAGCUAUUUUAGUUUAUUUUUUUGACAUUUUUUAUUGAAAACAACCACAGUAAGGUACUUAAUUGUUAACCCAGAAAUUAAAUGAUAUUGAGAUUAAAAAAGCUGCAUUGGACCUUUUAAAUUAAUUUUCUUUAUCUUAUUCAAGCAAGAUGUCUUAGUAGACCACACACUGUCAACCGUCAUACGUUUUGGCUUGCACCUUCUUCAGUGCGACACACCUAAACGACAUGUCUUUAAUACACAAACAUUCGUAUAAAUGUUUCCCUUAUGACAAGGACACCUGCUACUGUUCUCACUGCUACCCCUACACCUACUCCAACCUGUGGGCCCACCCAAAGUUGUGUGAGGAGAGUAAGGUGCUGCUGUACUUUGAUCUCCAUGGACACAGCCACACAAUGUCUUCACCUACGGCUGUGAGAACCCCCGGCCUGCUGACAGACACUCUCACGAACGCGUCUUUCCUCUGAUUCUCAGCAAGAACUGCCCUGAGAUAGUGCUUGAGGCGUCACUACAGACCCCCUGGUUCGAUUCCAGGCUGUAUCACAACCAGCCGUGAUUGGGAGUCCCAUAGGGCGGCGCACAAUUGGCCCACGUCGCCGGUGUAGGCCGUCAUUGUAAAUAAGAAUUUAUUCUUAACUGACUUGCCUAGUUAAAUAAAGGUUAAAUAAAAAUUGUUUCUGUGUUUUAUCCCCCUCAGUCAAGGCCAGGGCCCAUAUCCACAAAGCUUCUCAGAGUAGGAGUGCUGAUCUAGGAUCAGGUCCCCCCUCUCCAUAUAAUCUUAUUCAUUAUGAUCUAAAAGGCAAAACUGAUCCUAGAUCAGCACUUCUACUCUGAGAUGCUUUGUGAAUACCGGCCCAGUUGAGAUGAAACACCCAACAGAAGAUCAGACAGUUUUAAGUAGUUUGAGAAUACAUUUUCCUUGAUUUGAACUGCCUAGCUUUUUCUCAUGUUGGCUGCUGGGGUUUCCAAGAUGCAACAAAUCUUAGCAAAAGACUGGCCUCUCAAACAUCGGAUCUUUAUGUGUCCUCCACACAUGAAAAAAUACUAUAGCAUACUAUGGUAUAAAUUCUAUAGUACUCACUGUAGUGUUUUUGCAGACUUUACUGUAGUAUUCACUGUAUUAUACUGUAGUAUUUACAGUGAACUAUAGUAUAAAUACUUUAGUAAAAGAAAACUGUAGUGUAUAUGUAAUGUUUUGUAGAUUGUAGUAUACUGUAGUAUUUACUGUAGUUUUUUUGCAGACUGUACUAUACUGUAGUAUUUACUAUAGUGUUUUUGUUUUUUUACCUUUGAUAUUGAAGUGGAGGCUUUCUCCUUCAGGAAACCUACUGGAGAAAUACUAAAAGAGCAAAUGUUCCAUAACCUGUAGGUAGGUAGGUCUGGGGCCUGAACAGAUAGUUCAGAGCUUCUGCUAUUUUCUAUAACCUGCAUGGAACACAAUUUAGUCUAUACUUGGCAUGUAGGUUUCUCACUUAUCGGUGGCACAAAUUGCGACAUGGGGGAGGGGAAUACUGUUGUAUUUACUAUAGAUAGAAAAGUGUAGUGUUUUUGCGGACUGUAGUGUUUUUGCGGACGUUACUGUAGUAUUUCCUACAGUGUUUGUUGUGUUUGUUGUGUGGAUAAUACUGUAGUAUUUACUGUAGUAUUCUACAGUAUACUACAACAUUCUACACAUGAUCGAGGGAUACUACAGUGUGUAGUAUAGUAUUCUACUGUAUACUACAGUUUACUGUAGAAUUUUAUAGUAAGUACUGUAGUGUUCUAUAGUAAACUGUAGUAUUAUUUUCAUGUGGGUCAGUUUUCGUUUGGGAGCUUUAAGUGUUUAAGCUUUAAGGUUCAGCGCAGGAAGGAGGGGACAGACAGAGUGGCUCUGUGGGGGCCAGGGGCCUUUUCUCCUUUACCCUAAAGACUUCUGUGGCUCCAACAUCGGCAAGGAUAUCCACCACAUCGCUGCAUUUUUCCAUCUCUACCAUGUCUCUCCAGCAGAAGAGAGAGAAAGGGAGAGAAAGAGAGACAGAGAGACAGUGGAGCUAGAUUUUUGAAUGGAAAGGAAAGAUUUGAUAGACUUAAAGCUAAAGUACUUUACUUUAGUCAGAGAACUCGGCACGUCUCAGGUUUUACCAGUCAGAUUAAGUCAGUCCAAAGAUUUCACUUUUCGUUUGAUUGCAGGUUAGAGGAAGGGGACCCAUUUCAGCAUUGAGGACCUGGAGAUGUUGGGGGGGGGCUCCGUUCUGUGACACACUACUGGACUAUUGUGAACUGCACAGGACAAAGGUGUAACCAGAGCCAUUGGGGUGGAACUGUUUGAGUGUAACCUGUAACGAAGAUUCAAUAUCAGCUUGUUCACAUUAGAAACAGACAGAGGCACCAGUCUCACCCGUCUGUAAUGUUCUUCCUGCAGUAUAGUGCGUGUGUGAGAGCUACAGGAGAUGAUGAGGUAGGAGGCAGGUCUGCCCAUAGACACAGAACCAACUGAUACCUCACUGACUGGCCGUGAGGCCAGGCACAGGUUACCCCAUUCACCACAGAACAUCAUUUAGGGCCCGAUUCAGUGCUGAGUUAUUCCCGCACAAUUUGGAAUUUUGCAUAAAUAAUUCAUUGAUGUGUAUAGUUGUGUUUCAGCACCAGUGGAUCCAACAGCUUAAAGUCAGAUGGACCUCCUGCUCACCUCCAGGCCUUUAACAAGGUAGUAACAGUGGUAGUAGCAAACUAA